Messenger RNA from Porites lobata, 1212 nucleotides. The record is from the annotation of a GenBank genome assembly. NCBI's taxonomy places the organism in Eukaryota, Metazoa, Cnidaria, Anthozoa, Scleractinia, Poritidae.
AUGCAGGCCUUGCGGCAGUUUGGUGAAAAGCUGAACACUGCUAUUCCGACCGUGCAAUCGAAAGUUGAACUCGAACGCUCCAACAUAGAUUCCACAGAUGGACUCGUUGCUUCACAGCCUCGCAGCAGGAGUGGAUUUUCCGUCAAGAACAUUCUUGCCGUCGAAGAUUUAGAUAGUGCACUACCCUCAAUACCGUGGUCCACCUCUCCUCGUCUACAUCACAACCUGUCACCAUUGAUAACUCCUUGUGCUACAUUUAGCCUGUCAUUGUGCUCGCUACCUGUGAUCUGGACGAGAAUUAACCCAGGAAUAGAAAGCCUUCAACGUCGGGCGAUAGUUGCAAACUUUAGUAUAAUGAACCAAUUAUCUGCAGGUAAGAGCACUGGCCUUUUUCCUUAGAACUGAUUCCAAGUAAUUCAAUCUCAAAUGCUUUCCUGAAGCCCCUGUGUUGACCCCUGAAAAUGUAUCCUUGUUGCGUCAUAUAUUUGAUCAGACGCAGAGUGACUGAUCGUCAUGUCUUUAGUUAGACUUCUUGGCUUGUGAAGACUUGUGCCUUCCAUUGCCUUUUAGUACUACAGCCUUUGACGUACAUUCAGUACAAUAUCCAAAAAGAAAAAAAAUUAGACUUUUUGUCUGUUCUAAGGGAGACGGUGCAGGAAGCAGAGAGGAGUCAAGCAUGGAACAUGCCGGAUUUAUCAGUUGUUCACGGGCUUGGGAACCAAAAAAAUGUCAUUCAGAUCUCGGUUAAAUCGAUGUUCUCCAUGAAGUUUUGCUCGAAGAUUAAUCUCUAGUCUUCAGCUACUCGGUCGUACAAUAUUAUUGGAAAUUUCAUAAUUGAAAUGGCUAUUCACUCAGUGUUGAUUAUUAUUUCCCUUCUCGUUUUUGUAUUAUCUUGUUCGUCUAAUAUGGAGAUAAACGUGGGUACACUUAUAAUAGGUUUAACUGGUUUUUCUUUAUGGUGUUGUUUCACCUUUUCAAGGAUUUGCAUUGUAUGCAAAUCUCCAGAGAAGACGAAUUUCGACCAAGAAAAAACAGCGACCUAUGUUUUCACAACAGCAGGUGAAAGCCAUAGAAAAUGAGUUAGCGAAGCAUCGUUACAUCACCGAGAAUAAACGUGCUGAACUCUCCUCAACAUUGAACCUAACAGAAAUGCAAGUAAAAACAUGGUUCCAGAACAGGCGAACUAAGUGGAGAAAAGACCUUCAAAACUGA